Coniophora puteana RWD-64-598 SS2 is the source of this 210-nucleotide messenger RNA. RefSeq lists its product as uncharacterized. The coding region runs from base 1 to 210 and encodes 69 amino acids. The transcript is spliced from 6 exons. The record is from RefSeq and is a predicted model, not a curated record. Lineage: Eukaryota; Fungi; Basidiomycota; Agaricomycetes; Boletales; Coniophoraceae.
AUGGCUUCAGACGCGACGUCUGCCUUCCUUGCCGCCGCUGAGCAAACCUUUAUAUCGAACUUUGCCAUGUAUUCAGGCCUCACAAUUGUAUUUUACGACUGUUUGAUAAGCAUCGAAGACGAGGUCGAGUUCUUUUGGUCCAGGAAGCUUUCCAAGAUGACGCUUGUCUACGCUGGGCUUCGCUAUGGUGGCAUCGUUUGGUCAAUGUGA